GGGUUGAGUUGGUCAAUCCAUUUCUUAAGAUCUGUUUAUAAUUUCUUGUGUAGAUAAACAAUGAGAAUAAAUAAGAAAUACGCACACCAGCCAUGGGUUAAUGUACUUGUAUAAAAAAAAUACUUUAAGGCCCAACAAUGGAUUUGUGCAAAUUAGUGAGGUUAUCUACACUCUAAUCCAUUUUCGGUUGCUUUUUUCUAAAAUUUACGCCAACAAUGCUGCCUCUCGUUGAAUACGGCAAAGAAUUUUGCCAAAAGCUCACUCAAAUCAAACUAUCUCGAAUCGUCAUUAUGGUCUUCAUAAUUUUAAUUUUAACGCCUCUUUUUACCCACUUUUACCUUUCAAACAUCGAAAGAAGUUCAAAUCAUAUCACACACGACGCCCAUUCGCAUUUAGACCUUCCUGAAGACCUCAACGCCAUGAAAGAACCAGAUUUGAGAAUCGGAGUUGAGGAAUUAAUUAGAAUUAAAGGCUCAGUUUUGAGCGAAUUGCGAGAUAUGGAACGCAAACGUCAAAAACUCCUUUUAGAAAUCCAGUCUUACACCAAAAACAUUGAAGAAUUAAAACAAGAACUCGCCCACCAGCAAACCAAUCUCAAUCGCUUGAAGAUCUCAGUGGAACAAGCGGAAGUGGCGCAACGGGAAGCCCUCCAACAAAAUACUCCAGACUUAGCCCUCCCAAAGCGCUUAACCGCCGACGAAAUCCCCCCAAUCCUCCCAUCACUCCCGCCAUCUCAGAUCAAAUUUUGCCGGAUGUUUUCCUGUUUCGACCAUUCAAGAUGCUCUUUGACUUCCGGGUUCCCGGUUUAUUUAUAUGACCCAGACCAGUUUCCGGUCAUGAACGACGGUUGGGACGUGGAUGGUUUCCUCAAGACAACACUGAAGCAAACGCUGGGAUACAACCCCCACCUGACGAACAACCCCAAAGAGGCUUGUAUUUUUGUUGCUUUGGUCGGAGAGGCGCUGAAAGAUGUCGACGACAUCAGCGAGAACGUGGGGAAUCACCUGAAUCUCCCCCCGUUGGACUCCAACGCCCUGAAACGGCUGCCCUACUGGGGUGGAGACGGCCGCAACCACGUUUUGCUUAAUCUGGCUCGGAGGGACCUCACCGCUGCCUCAGGGGAUGUUUUUUCCUCAGUUGACACUGGCAAAGCCAUCUUAGUUCAGAGCACUUUCUCGUCUCGGGUGUACAGGCCCGGUUUUGAUUUAAUCGUAUCGCCGGUUUUGGGGCCUCCAGGAGGCGAUGUCUGGCAAGAGUGUCCCCAAAUGUUGCCCGCGCGCCGCAAAUAUCUCUUGACGUUUCAAGGUGAAGUUAAGAGUACCAAAACCCAGACUCCUAACCCCUUACAUGGUGACGACACCGACUUGGAUCGAGAACACGCCGAACUCGAUAAAUUUAUAAUCGAGCAUUUAAAAGAGUUGGCCAAGACGAACACUGCCGACAAGUUCCUGUUUGAAUUCGAGUGCGUCCCCGCUAGCGACGAUAAUGUCAAUAUUGGGCCCCAAGACUGGGCUUUGUGCGGCACUGAUAGCUCUCGCAGGACCGUCCUAAGAGACUCCACCUUCGUGCUUGUUUUCGCUCCAACUUUCUCCGACUUGGUCACAACGACACUGUUACAGGCCCGGAUUUACGAAGCUUUGCGUUGUGGAGCCAUCCCUGUGAUUUUAGGUGGCGACCAAAUUCGAUUGGCUUACGAUGAAGUAAUUCAGUGGCGUAGAGUUGCAAUUUUUUUACCGAGAGCACGGAUCACGGAAUUACAUUUCUUGUUGCGCGCCAUGCCAGAUGAAGACGUUUUGUUAAUGAGACGUCAGGGGCGGCUCGUGUGGGAGCGCUACUUGGCCUCAGUACAAAGCACACUUGACACAAUCGUAGCAGUACUCCGUGAUAGGCUGAAUAUUCCUCCAAUCCCCAUAGACACAGUAGCGGCCAUUUCUGUGUUUAAUGAAACUUUCCAGCCGAUUCAAGUGACCGUUCCGGUGGAAACGGAACAAGAGGAGAGCUUAGGGCCUUUGGAGCCCCCUUAUAAUAGUCCCGCGUUUCGCCGAAAUUACAGUUUGGGGUUAACACAAGGACACGAGAUGUGGAACGACUGGGGAGACCCUUUCCGGUUGUAUCCAGCCCUCCCGACUGACCCUCUCCUACCGUCAGAUGCCAAGUUUAUGGGGUCAGGGCGGGGUUUCCGCCCAAUUGGUCAAGGUCAAGGGGGUGCAGGCAAAGAAUUCUCCGAAGCGUUAGGUGGUAAUAGCCCCCGGGAACAAUUCACAGUCCUCCUUCUAACAUACGAGCGCGAGCAAGUCCUACUUGACUCAAUUGCAAGGCUCCGAGGGCUGCCGUAUCUCAACUCGGUUGUAGUCGUAUGGAACUCGCCGAGGCCCCCCAGUCCUGAGCUUCGCUGGCCUGAUAUAGGGGCCCCUGUUCAUGUCGUCAAAGCCGCCCGUAACUCGCUCAAUAACCGCUUUCUCCCACUUGAUAACCUCCAAACGGAGGCGAUUUUGUCCGUUGAUGACGACGCCCAUUUGAGGCACGAUGAAAUUCUUUUCGGGUUUAGGGUCUGGCGAGAGCAUAGGGAACGCAUUGUGGGGUUCCCCGGUCGCUACCAUGCCUGGGAUAUCAACACGCAGAACAGCUGGCUGUACAACUCGAACUACAGCUGCGAGUUGAGUAUGGUUUUGACGGGGGCGGCGUUUCUGCACCGACAUUACUUACAUUUAUAUUGGAAAUGGUUGCCUCAAGCAAUCAGAGAUAAAGUGGACGAGUACAUGAAUUGUGAAGACAUAGCCAUGAAUUUUCUGGUAAGUCAUAUAACGAGGUUGCCGCCGGUUAAAGUCACCUCGAGGUGGACUUUCCGGUGCCCGGGCUGCCCUCAAAGUCUCUCCGAAGAUGAUACGCAUUUUCAAGAGAGACACAAAUGUAUUAAUUUUUUCUCACAAGUGUUUGGGUACACGCCGUUGCUUAAUACCCAGUAUAGGGCCGAUUCGAUUCUGUUUAAGACGCGUAUACCACACGAUAAGCAAAAGUGUUUUAAGUUUAUUUAGACAAUUGUGAUUUUGUACGUAAUUUCUAUUUAUUUUACUUUAAUGGCUGGAAAAACAAAUAGUAGCCACUGAACAAAGCUAUUAACUUAAUAAAAAAAAAUAAGUUUGUUUUUUCCAAUGGCAAACCCACCUGUUUUAAGUAAUUGUGAUUUAAAAAAAAUUACAAUUUUAAAGCAAAAUUUUAUAGGAACCUGUAAUCUAAAUACAUUUAAAUGUCAGUGAUAUUUAGAAAUGUAACGUGCCAUUCUGUUUUUAAUUGUAAAUACCUCUCUACUUCUUUUUUUUAUUGUACAUACGUCAUUUUUUAUUAAACGAUUAUAUUAUUA
Molecule: messenger RNA, 3361 nt
Organism: Tribolium madens (black flour beetle)
Lineage: Eukaryota; Metazoa; Arthropoda; Insecta; Coleoptera; Tenebrionidae
Gene: botv
Product: exostosin-3
Exons: 3
Coding region: 216-3035 (939 amino acids)
Cellular component (GO): membrane
Molecular function (GO): glycosyltransferase activity
Source: RefSeq, a predicted model, not a curated record